AUGAAAAGAAAGAUAGAUUUGGUUGAAGAAGAAGAAGAACAAGAGAGUGAACAUGAAGAAAGCGAAAGUUCUGGUGAUGAAAGCGAGGAUGAAGAACCAAGAAUAAAAGAAGAACCGAGAAUAAAAGAUGUUUUGAGUCAUCUUUCCCGAGCAGUGCCGGAAAAGCGUGCUUCUGAUUUGCUGCGUAGUAUGGCUGCGUCCAAAGAUAUUCUUUUCUGGACCCCCAGCAGACAAUUACUUCGAAAUAGACGCACUAUUCCCGUCACAAACAUCGCUGAGCUAGUUGAGUAUGUGUUACUCCCUUAUAACAAUGAGGUUACCAAACCUCGUGCGCUGAAUACGUUUCUAGAUGGACUUGCAGAGUUAGGAAUCGAUAAAGGUUUAAUCAAGAACAAAACGUUGUUAAGUGAUUUAAUAGAAAAGGAAAAAGGCUACCAAAAUGUAGAAAAUUCUUCUGAUAACGAGAGUAAUAAUGAGGAGAGUUCAUCGGAUAUUGAAAAUCAGGAGGAAGAGGAGGAAGUGGCUUCUGAGAAUGGCGCUGAA
Messenger RNA from Porites lobata, 543 nucleotides. NCBI's taxonomy places the organism in Eukaryota, Metazoa, Cnidaria, Anthozoa, Scleractinia, Poritidae. The record is from the annotation of a GenBank genome assembly.